Messenger RNA from Topomyia yanbarensis, 2592 nucleotides. RefSeq lists its product as uncharacterized. The transcript has a single exon. NCBI's taxonomy places the organism in Eukaryota, Metazoa, Arthropoda, Insecta, Diptera, Culicidae. Bases 1 to 2592 code for a protein of 863 amino acids. The record is from RefSeq and is a predicted model, not a curated record.
AUGAGUAACCUAGUUUCAGCAGCAGCAGACGUGACACUUUCCUUGGAGCCACAGGCAUCACGUCCCAGCAAGGCGGAAAGAUCAAAGGGGUUUCUCAACGCACAUUCUACUAUGCCACCGGGUAACAGAGAAGCAGUAACAACUGAACCAGAGCAACCAAAAGCUCCGGAGCGGAUGACAUCAUGUUUGGUCUGCAACAAGUUGGACCAUAAAGUGAAGGAAUGCGAGACUUUUAAGCGAAUGAGUUGCGAUGAUCGAUGGAAAGCAGUGCAUGCUCUCCACUUGUGCAGAGUUUGUCUUGGAAGGCACGGCAGAAGACCAUGUAGGUCACAAGCUCGGUGUGAGGUGGCAGGGUGCCAGGUACGACAUCAUCCACUGCUUCACGGGGCACAAACUAGGGCAAUCCCGGUUCACCAAGUUCCCGGUCCUUCGGGACAAAGACAACAAGCAUCGGAAGGGGUAAUAUCACACCACCACAUGAAAGGUACAAUGCUUUUCCGUAUUCUCCCGGUAAAUCUUCAUUACCAAGGAAGAUCAAUACACACUCACGCCUUUAUAGACGAGGAGUCGUCGGUUACGCUCGUGGAGAAGAGAAUUGCAGAUGAACUGAAAUCUGAGGGCGUCAAACGGUCGUUAUGUCUCUCUUGGACUGGGAACGUCACCCGAGUGGAAGCAGAUUCCCAACAAAUCACACUUGAGAUAUCCGGCGACGAAGACAGAUCGCGGUACAAGAUCGACGACAUCAGGACAGUCCGUUCUUUGGCGCUUCCAAAGCAAACGCUACGAUACGACGAACUGGCUCGUCGGUACGAACACCUACGCAAUCUACCGGUCAAGAGUUUCGAAGGCGUGACUCCUGGUAUACUCAUAGGUGUAAAGCACGCACACCUGACUGCAACGACGUUAGUCCGAGCAGGUCGACAAGGAGAACCCAUCGCCGCGAAAACCCGUUUAGGUUGGGCUGUCUACGGUCCUACGGUAGGCAGAGGAAAGCCUUCAAGUUUCAACUUGCAUAUCUGCGAGUGUUCAGCGGACAACGAACUGCACGAGUUGGUCAAACAGUAUUUCACUGUAGAAAGUGUUGGCGUGUCAGUCGACCGUGGCCCGGACUCGGAAGAAGACAAACGGGCAAAAAGUAUUCUGGAACAGACAACAAAGCGAGUGAAAAUAGGUUUCGAAACCGGAUUAUUGUGGCGUUAUGACUACGUCGAAUUUCCGGAUAGUUACGGCAUGGCAGUUCGUAGAUUGGAGUGCUUCGAGAGGCGCUUGAAGACGAAUUCGAGUAUUGGUGAAAACGUACGACGUCAACUGGUGGAAUACCAAAAAAAGGGAUACAUGCACGAAGCGACGGAAGAAGAACUACGAACAGCUGAUUUACGGAAGGUGUGGUACCUCCCGCUUGGAGUAGUACAUAACCCGAAGAAACCCACAAAAGUGCGCCUGGUCUGGGAUGCUGCUGCCAAAGUGAAUGGUGUUUCACUGAAUACGAUGCUGCUGAAGGGGCCGGAUCUAACGGCUUCACUUCCAACUGUUCUCGACGGGUUCCGCGAACGGAAGGUCGCACUGGGAGGCGAUAUACGCGAAAUGUUCCAUCAAAUCAAAAUAAGGAAGGAAGAUAGAGACUCCCAACGGUUCCUAUGGCGAAACAAUCCGGAACAGCAGCCGCGGGUGUUUAUUAUGGACGUCGCCACAUUCGGGUCAUCAUGUUCUCCGUGCUCCGCCCAGUUCAUCAAAAACCUCAACGCCGAUGAAUACGCCCAGCAGUUUCCACGGGCGGCCGACGCUAUCCAACGUCGGCAUUAUGUGGACGACUAUCUCGAUAGCUUUGACACCGAGGACGAGGCAAUUAAGGUCGCCAAGGAAGUCGCAUUUAUACAUCAAAGGGGCGGCUUCACAAUAAGCAGCUGGUUGUCCAAUUCAACGGAAGUCCUUCGACGGGUCGGGGAACAGGAUACCCCGUUACAGAAGCUCAUUAACUGGGAUAAAGGCAGCUGCGUUGAACGAGUCCUGGGAAUGUCCUGGCUUGCUAAAGAUGAUGUAUUUGUGUAUUCCAGCAGCGUUGACGUUGGGGCAGCUGUCACGACGAAGCGAGGCAUCCUACGAUGUGUGAUGAGCCAGUUUGAUCCUCUUGGAUUGCUGUCUCAUUUUUUGAUUCACGGACGGAUCAUUAUCCAAGAUAUCUGGCGAACGAAGGCCAGCUGGGACGAUGAAAUUGGAGGCGAUAUUUUAAAGCGGUGGAGAGUGUGGACUAGCCUGUUCAGUGAUCUACAGCAAAUACGAAUUGAUCGAUGCUACUGCCCUGGAAUUACGUCAUCAGAAAUAGAAGACCUACAACUGCACGUGUUUGUGGAUGCCAGCGAGAGCGCAUACGCAUGUGUUUCGUAUUUUCGCGCGGUGAUUGCCGGAGAAAUUCAUAUCACGUUGGUUGCUGCGAAGGCGAAAGUGGCCCCACUAAAAUCUCUCUCCGUACCAAAGUUGGAACUCCAGGCUGCGUUGAUAGGAGCAAGGCUGAUGAAAACGAUCGGAGAAACUCAUUCAUUAACAAUUUCUCGCAGAUUCAUUUGGUCAGAUUCUAAAACGGUGCUAGCGUGA